UCAUUUUUCGAGAAUUAAGUAUACUCUUGUAUAUUGACAUUACUUUUUCUUGUUUGGAAGUGAUAAGUAAUUUAAUAAUUUCCGGGAACUUCAUUGUUGGUGCUUGUUAUAGGUCAUUUAUAAUAAAUUAACUUCAGCAGUUAAUGGUCGUCUGUCACUAAUAUCUACUAGUGCUACUACUGUUGCGGUUAAUAUGGUAUCGUUGUUUGUUGUCCGUCAAUGGCAGCGAAUGAAUGGGUGGUGGAAGCUGAUGGGAGUAAAGCACAGUUUAAAAAGAGUAUUUCAUUAACACCUCUACCCUUCUUAAACAUUUUGGUUUGGAAAGUGUCUUUAGCAGUGACAUGACACUGUUCUGUGGAAAUGUCUUUCAUUCUGUAUUUGUGACUUAAAAAAUGUGAAGAAUAAGGAUCUGAUAAUAUGGCUUCAGAAUUGGGAUUGUACGAAAUGUUAUAUUAUUCCCACUUCCAUUUAAAAUAAUAAGCAUGUAGCAGAGAAGAAACUUGAGAUGAGGUUAAAGUUAUGAGUGAUUCAGAUGACACAGAUGUGUUACUUCUAAUUCCACCAGACUUUUUCUUAGUUUAUACUUCUGAUUCAGAGGACUCCAUUGGUCCAGAAGUUUGGAAGGGAUACAAUGAAAGCCAUGAAUUUGAGAAACUAGUUGUUAAUGACCUUAUUUCUCAGGUAAAUGAGUUAGAGACUCGUAUCAGUAUAAUAGAAAACAAGAGUAGUGUAGACUUGCCAGAAAGUGCAUGGGAAACAAGUUGCCUGGAUCAGGUAUUUGAUUGUGCAACAUAUCAAAAUUUGAAUGCAUACCACUAUUUAAGGCACAAGGAUCUAACAUUAAUGUCUCAAUCAAUGUCGUCAACUCAACACAGAUUUGGUGGAAGUUACGAUAAUCUGAGGGUACCUCGGGCAGUAAACUGUGGUAUCAAUAGUUUGCACAGCACUCCUGUGAAACAAAAGCAGGCCUUUUCUCUUCCAUCGACACCUAGUAUUGACUCAAAUGAAUCUCAUUUCCCUUCAAACUCAACUCAAGAUAGAGGUAGCACAUCUCCUGAGAAAAGUGCAAUAAUAAUUGAACCUGUUACUCCAAAUGAAAUAAUCAAUAUGUCUCAUUCAGUGGUGGGCAGUAUUGUCCCAUCAAGUAGAGCCACUGUCAUUGGUGUAAUGCAGGGCCCCAGUAAUAAUAGCAAACAAAAUAAGUUACGUCAGGACUACACAUUAAUUGGAGAGAUUGACCAAUUUUUGGACAGCAUAAAGAAAUCCUCCAAAGUUCCAGCUGAGAUUAGUGUGAGUGACUGUAACAAAAAGGAAAAUAUUUAUAAAUGUGGAGAGAAUUCAGCUUCUAUUCCAGACCAAGGUUUUGGGCUUGCUGAUUUUAAUAACUUGCCUGUAAGAGAAGAACUUAUAAAAUCAAAGUACAUUGCUCCAUUGGAAAAUGAAGGAACAGCAUCUGUCAAACAGGCAGAUGAUGAAGUUCUCAAAGAGGCUAAAAAUGGUGUGAAGGAUACAAAACACCCUAAUCCUAAACCAGCACAUGAGCAACUGUACCAGCAAAAGAAGGGGUACACUUGUGGUGAUACUGUUACCUCUGUGCCAGAUCUAGGCUUUGGACUCAGAUCAUUUAACAGCCUGCCUGUUAGGGAAGAGGAAGUAAAACGAAAAACUGUAUUGCCUUUGGAAGCUCACCAGUUGGAUAUAGAAAUGGGAGGUUUGGAAUUAUCAGAUAUUGGGAAACUUCUGAAACAAAUGGAGGCUACAGAACAUGAAAUAGAGAAGAAACUUCAGCUUAGGGAAUCUUCAAUUGAAAAACAUAGCACUCUUUCAGAAAAGGAUUGUGUUCCACCUCCACAGAAUAUGUCUUUUGGUGGAGAUACCAUUAGUUCAGUGCCUGACAGCGGGUUUGGAGUAAGGGAUGUCUUGAAUUCACCAAGACCUGUUCCAUCUUAUAAUGCAGUAACUUCAACGAAUGGAGCAAAAGUUCCUGUACAAGAAGAACUUGUUCCAAGGAGAAAUAUUAGUCUCCUUGGGACUGAAGUAACUGCUGAUAAAACACAGGGUUCUCAAGUGCAUAGCAGUAUUGAACCACUCACAGACGAGCAAAACAUUCACAUGUCUAAUGUGGAAACUGUCAAAAAAACUGAAGGUGCUCCACAUAUAGUUUCCAAUUCUUUAGAUGAACGGGAAGACAUGAAAAAAGUAGCUGUUGCAAGACGUAAACUGGAAUUAAGCAAUGAUGCUUCUACCAUCCCAGACUGCAAUUUUGGUUUGAAAAGUUGGUAUGCUGCAAAGAAUAAAGAUGGAUAUUCUGAAUCUCCUUUACAUUCUUCUCACAAUGUUCCACAUUAUGUUCAUGAUAGUGUAAUUCCUUCACAUCCAAGUGGUGCAAGAAUAACCUCAUCUUCCACUGAUAAAGGUAAUGAUGUACAAGGUUAUUAUUUACCAUCUGUACCAGAUUUAGGGUUUGGUUUACAAAAGCUGUGGACCAAUGAUGCUUUGUCACAGGGAUUGGGAAAAAAUGUGACAACCUUCAGUCCCAAACAUAAUACAUCAGCCCAGUCCCAAAUCCGUCAUAUUCAUGCAAAUGAUGAUAUCACUGCUGUUGAAUACUCUUUGUUAUCAAAACCACAUGUGACUGCCAAUGAGACUGGUGAUCAACGUUUGUGGUAUGAGGGAAGCAACGUCGUCGUUCAAGGUCAGAGAAAUUCAGUGGCUGCGGGAGGCACAGGAUCUACUGUAACAGACACAACAGCAAAGAAGAAAGUAGAUUUCAAUGUUGGAAGUCAUCAGAGGGAUGUCGCCAUUAUGCAGCAGGAACAAGGAUCGGAAGGUUUAAGAAACAAAACAGACGCAGGGAAUACCUUUAUUGACAGUGGUGUCAAUGGCAUGACAGCUUCUGUGAGUUCUGGUACAUCCAAUCUUUUAAGUUUGUCAGAACUAUGGGGUAAAGAUGGAUCAUCAUUUGCCUCCCACAUUGGGAAUGAACAUACUAACAUUGGGCUGAGAUUGGAAGAGGAGAAAUACAGGAGACAGCUCUGUGAAAGACUGAUACAGCAAUUGCAGGCUCGUCUUCUGGAAGAACAGCAAAAGCUUGCUGUAGCAGUACAGGUGGACAGAGGCAAGGAUCAAGCAAUUUUGCAGUUACAGCAUGCAUGGAAACGUCUUGUUCAUCACUGGAUAGAGCUGGAGGAGCAGCGACAUAAUUUAGCCAGCAGACUACAGAAUGAAAGAGAAGAACAUCAGAGAAAAGAAUCUGAAAUGGCACAGAAGCUGAAACAACUUGAGUCUGAACUAUCUAAGGCUUUAGAUCUUGCCCAUGGUUACAAAAAAAAACUUGACAUUGUUGAGACUGAGAAACUAGAAUUGAUAGAACAUCAUAAUAGCGACAUCAAGGGAAUGAAUGACAGGAUUCAAGAAGAAAAACAGAAACUCGACAAGGCUAUCCAGUUUAAGUGCCAAAUAGUUCAAGAGAAAGAUGAUUUGCUGGAAAAAGUGAAGCAAGCAGAAGAAAAAGUGGAAAAGGAAAGGAAACUGCUAAUUGAUGCUCAGAGAGAGGUGCAAGACACACAUAAGAAGCUUUAUUCACUUGAAGCAGAAUUAUCAGCUCUGAAGGAAGAAAAAGAAACACUUCAGUUAAAACUGAAAGAAGAAAAGGGAAGAAUUAGCAUCCUUGAUCAACAGAAGAAGUCUUUACAGGCAACACUAGAUGAAUAUAAAAAGAAAGAGAAAUCUCUUCAAGAAGAAAUGAGACAGUUGACAGGUCAAUUAGAAAAAAUUAAGGUUGAGUUAAGGGAAUACUACCAAGAACAACUGGAAAUUGUGGUACGUGACAAACUGCGAGAAUUUCAGGAGCAGUUGGAUGCUGCAGAGACCUCUUUACAUAAGGAACUGGAACAGCGAGAACAUGCACUCAAUGAAAUGGCUUCCAAACAAGUAAAAGAGAUAUCAGAAAAACACCAACUGGAAAUGAAGUUACUAGAAGAGAAACAUAUGGAAGAACUUCAGUUGUACAAACUCCAGCUAGCACAAACAGUGCAACAGGCUUCUCACCUUGAAGCCAAAUUACAGGGAUAUAAUUCUAGGAAAAGUGAAAUGGUUGAAAAGUUACACAGUGUCAUGGAGACACAGUGGCAAGAAGCAUUGCGUAUUGUCAGUGGAAACAAUCCGUUAGUUAACUGUGGGGCAGAAUAUGUGCGACUACAGAGAAAAGAAAAUUUCUCAGUGACAGACACUAGCACCUGGCCCUGUGUAACACAUAGUCAGUCUACUGCUUUAGAUAAUGGACCAUUUUCCACCUUGAAAAAUCACAGCAAUGAUGAGCAUCAUACCAGAAAGACUGGUACUGCCUCAGGAACAAAUGAUGAAACACAUUCAAAGAGCAGUAAGAUGGUAGUGGACACUCCACAUGAAUACAGAGAUUUUACGGGUAUGUCACAGCCUUGUGUAACCCCUGUUCACCUUCAGCAGAAUAUUGGUUCAUUAACAGCUGAUGAGAUACCAUUCAGUCGAGAUGGACUGCUUACUUAUAGAAAGGCAGAACAACUUAUGUCAUUACAAGGAACUCCCCUAAGCAAAGAAUGUUUGAAAACAAAUCAGCAGGAUGAACUCAAAAGAUACAUAAUGAUGUUACUGGACAGAUCUCCAGGUAAUCCAGUAGAUGAAGGAGCUCUGUCUACUGAUCAUAGACCAGACGUUCAUAAAGAGAAAGAGGUGAAGCAGAAUGGGUGUAGUCAAGGUGAUAAAAGAUGUCAGCAUGUAGAUAUACCUACAAAUGAGGCAAGUCAACAUCCAAAAUGGGAGAAAGUUUCACAUGAUACACAUCUCAGCCUUGCAGGAGGCCAGCAUGAAAGCAUUCAGUCCAUUCCAUCUUACUAUUUGUCUAAGGCGGGACAUGGCUCAGCCAGAGAUGUCAGGCAUGUGAAACCACCAUGGAAAUGAAGAAGUGCACUAAGGGUCUACAUAACUUGGAAAGGGUCAACUCUUGAAAUCAAGAAAGAAGCAUAAAGCUAAGCUUAACCUCCAUUGUUACAUUAGUAUGUGACAGAGUGGUUCCUCAGCGCUAAAUUACAUUCUGUGGUCUUAUUGUUCAUCAUCCCAUCAUCAGUCAAGGAACCAUUUAUAAAUUGGCAGAUCUAUAUCCAUUAUUACUAUAAAAGGAAUUGACAUCCAUAUGUAUUUACUCAAGGGCUUCUGAAAUGUUUUCUUUCACUCAGAAAUCAUUUGAGUUUCAUCGACAUGUGAUAUGUUUGCAGACUGAAACAACAGAUUAGUUUAUUACAGUACUUAUUUUAAGAAUAGUCUGUGGCCUAAACAUGAAGUAGUAUAUCAAACUAAUCCUUAAGUGUCAUUAAAAGAAAAGUACUGAAUAAAUGUGAUCAAUAAUAAUAAAACCUGAAUAAAGUAAUAUUUGACAAAUCAGGGAUAACUGCUCAGAUAGAAGUGAAGAUUACUGAAGCAGAGAGGAUAAAAUAAAAAUGUUACUCUCUGUCAUCAAAUUCAUUAAUCAAGAUCUCUUCCUACAGGGAAAUUAUUAGUCUUUUACUUUUCACUCAACUUGAGGCAUGUCUAAUAAAAUCUGUAAUACUUUCAAAUUCA
Messenger RNA from Cryptotermes secundus, 5595 nucleotides. RefSeq lists its product as uncharacterized. Gene Ontology annotation, biological process: centriole replication; centrosome separation; regulation of cilium assembly. NCBI's taxonomy places the organism in Eukaryota, Metazoa, Arthropoda, Insecta, Blattodea, Kalotermitidae. The record is from RefSeq and is a predicted model, not a curated record. The coding region runs from base 520 to 4938 and encodes 1472 amino acids. Gene Ontology annotation, cellular component: centrosome; centriole. The transcript has 14 exons.